Molecule: messenger RNA, 1085 nt
Organism: Macrosteles quadrilineatus (aster leafhopper)
Lineage: Eukaryota; Metazoa; Arthropoda; Insecta; Hemiptera; Cicadellidae
Gene: Nurf-38
Exons: 9
Coding region: 2-991 (329 amino acids)
Biological process (GO): phosphate-containing compound metabolic process
Cellular component (GO): cytoplasm
Molecular function (GO): magnesium ion binding; inorganic diphosphate phosphatase activity
Source: RefSeq, a predicted model, not a curated record
CAUGUAUGCCGCGAUAAAAACAGCUGCCAGCACCCUCUCGAUCUAUUGCAGAUCUUUCAUCUCAUCUUCCCGGCUCGGAAAUAAACAAUAUUGUUCGUAUUUGCCAACCUCCACUUUUAUCCGCAAAAUGUCUUAUCAAAUCGUUGAGAGAGGAGCACCGAAUUCCAUCGAUUACAAAGUCUACUUUAAAAAGAAUAAUGAUGUAAUUUCGCCAUUCCACGACAUUCCACUUUAUCAAGAUGAAUCCAAGAAAAUUUUCAAUAUGGUUGUUGAAAUUCCAAGGUGGACCAAUGCCAAAAUGGAGAUUGCCACCAAAGACCCUCUCAACCCAAUCAAACAGGAUAUCAAGAAAGGUGCGUUGAGGUUUGUGGCCAACUGCUUCCCUCACCACGGCUACAUCUGGAACUACGGGGCUCUUCCUCAGACUUGGGAAAACCCCAAUGCUGUUGACCAUCACACCAACUACAAGGGUGACAAUGAUCCCAUUGAUGUUUUGGAGAUCGGGCACAGAGUGGCAAAAAGGGGAGAGGUCGUAGCAGUGAAGAUUCUAGGAACUAUUGCUUUGAUUGAUGAAGGUGAAACUGACUGGAAAAUAUUUGCAAUAGAUGUAAAAGAUCCCAUUGCUGACAAACUCAAUGAUAUCAACGACAUUGAAAAGGAAUUUCCUGGUUUGAUGAAAGCCACCUUGGAAUGGUUCAGGAUAUAUAAAAUUCCCGAUGGAAAACCUGAAAACCAGUUUGCAUUUAAUGGAGAAGCUAAGGACAAGGCAUUUGCUCUUAAUGUAAUUCAAGAAGUCCAUUCCCAUUGGAAGGAUCUAAUCAACAAGAAAACUGAUGCCGGAGGACUUUCAUGCUCAAACGUUAGUGUGGAUGGCCCGUUCAAGAUCAGCCAAGCUGAAGCCAACGCUGUGUUAGACAAAGAGCCCCCUUCCAAACCUGCUGCUCCUACUGCUUCUACAGUGGACAAAUGGCAUUUCAUUACUCUCAAGUAACACAUGUGAAGAAAAGCAAGACAAAUGGCCGGUAUUAGCUCAUGAUGAAGGAUGGUGUUUUGUAUAAUAAAGGUUAACGUUAUCUUUACAAAAA